Pyrus x bretschneideri (Chinese white pear) is the source of this 1589-nucleotide messenger RNA. Its product is annotated as octanoyltransferase LIP2p, chloroplastic. The record is from RefSeq and is a predicted model, not a curated record. The transcript has 6 exons. Gene Ontology annotation, biological process: protein lipoylation. Bases 245 to 1153 code for a protein of 302 amino acids. Gene Ontology annotation, cellular component: mitochondrion. Gene Ontology annotation, molecular function: lipoyl(octanoyl) transferase activity. NCBI's taxonomy places the organism in Eukaryota, Viridiplantae, Streptophyta, Magnoliopsida, Rosales, Rosaceae.
AACUUCUCCGUUGCUCGCAGGCUCGCAGCCUCGACGACUCCUCUCCUCUCCAGUGGUACGAAAAAUGGAGGGCUAUGAUUGUCUGGGUUCGAUGAAACGGCUGAAAAACUUCUCUCUGCUUGUGUCCCUGCGACGUUGACAAGGAGGAUCACAAUUCACAGCGUCACUGGGCUAGGUGCUUUCUUUGGCUCGUUCCUUCUUGUUGAGUCCAUUUCAUUGUAGGAGCCCAAACACCACCUAAAGUAUGACUCUUGGGGUGACUCAUUGUGUCGCCGCUGUUCCAACAUACCCAAUCUCUAAGCGUCGACAUAAACCUCCUCGGUCUUUCUCUCUGCGGAUCUUAUCAAAAUCGAAUCAAGUUUCAGAUCUUAAAACUCAGCAGUCGACCUUUUAUUCUCUCGAGCCAACAAGAGAGUGUGAGUGCUUCAAUAUGUACAAGCAGCAGGUUGCUUAUAGUCAGGCAUGGGAUUGGCAGAAGAGCAUAGUUGAGGAUAAAAAAACUCUGAUAGAGAGGAAUGAGCAUUGCCCAGACUCACUGUUUGUCCUUCAGCAUCGUCCUGUGUAUACCUUGGGAACUGCUAGUUCAGAACAGUUCCUUAAUUUUGAUAUCAAGGAUGCUCCGUUCGACAUUUAUCGAACUGAACGUGGCGGCGAGGUUACAUAUCAUGGUCCCGGUCAGAUAGUUAUGUACCCUAUUAUGAAUCUACGAAAUCACAAGAUGGAUCUUCAUUGGUACCUCAGGUCACUUGAGGAGGUGAUUAUCCGUGCUCUUUCAAAGACAUUCUGUAUCAAGGCAUCUCGGCUUGAGGGCCUCACUGGUGUUUGGUAUGGAAACCAGAAACUGGCAGCCAUUGGAAUACGAGUCAAACAGUGGAUAACAUAUCAUGGCUUAGCAGUGAAUGUGAAUACAGACUUGACCCCUUUUCGUUGGAUUGUACCUUGUGGGUUACAAGGCUAUCAGGUUGGAAGCAUUAAAGGCUUGCUUGAGGAAUUUCAGACAUCUGCAGAGUGUGGAAUAGCAGAUCUACCUGAUCCCGAUGAUGGCCAGCUACUUGAUAUUACUUGUAGAUCUUUGAUCCAUGAGUUUUCAGAAGUUUUCCAGGUUAGAAUCAAUUAUGAAACCAUGUCAAGUUUGGAUUUACAAGCCAUCUGAAUCUGAAAUAGGAAUGAAUUUAGUCGAGGGCUACAUUUCUAAAUCCUUUGUCGGUCUGAAUGGAUAUGGCAUGUUGACGCUCUCUGAGCGUUUUAUUUUUAAAGAGUCCCCUGAGAAGUAGGUCAUGACAACAGCAGAACAUUAGAGCAGGAUUACAUAUUGCUACUUUUACAUCCUUAGAAGUAACAACCUAGCAUACUUUUCAGUGCCACUAUAAAGUCGCCUGGGGUCACAUAGAUAGCAUUCAAUUUCCGAUGGAGGUUCUUAAUACCGUUGUAACAACUUUUGCUACAACAGUUGUAAUAAAAACCGUCAGUUUGAAUGAAUACUUGAGUGUACUUAGACUGAAAUUGAUAGGGCUCUCAACUUGUAUUUAGCGAUGCACGUUAUAAGAUCUACAUGAGAAGAUUAAGGUUCGAAUCCUUGCUUUCCACCA